Molecule: messenger RNA, 1918 nt
Organism: Colletotrichum destructivum
Lineage: Eukaryota; Fungi; Ascomycota; Sordariomycetes; Glomerellales; Glomerellaceae
Product: Putative ribosomal biogenesis, methyltransferase, EMG1/NEP1, tRNA (guanine-N1-)-methyltransferase
Exons: 3
Coding region: 312-1097 (261 amino acids)
Biological process (GO): rRNA base methylation
Cellular component (GO): small-subunit processome; nucleolus
Molecular function (GO): rRNA binding; rRNA (pseudouridine) methyltransferase activity
Source: RefSeq, a predicted model, not a curated record
CCAAAUUUCUAUCCCUCUCGCCUAUUAUUCCACCUCCUGCUGAACCCGACCUGGUUCACCCUCCCCAAACCUUCCCACUCUUCAAAGGAAAUUUUCAAACACUCUUAACAGCCCUCACUUCCCUCCCGCCUCUAUCACAACCAGUCAUCUUACCUCACAGACUUUCUUCGUUUCUUCACUUGUGCGACGACGCGCCCGCCCGCAUUUUGUGUAACUUGCCACCACCAACCUACCUUCCUACCUACACGCGAAGAGAGGGGAAAACUUGCACCGAAUUUUUUACUCGCUCCAACCCAUCGAUCCUUCCCGAAAUGUCUUCCCCAGAGGCCCGUGCUGGUGUCAAGCGACCCCGCACCCAGUCGCUUCCGCCCCCGGCCCUCCCUCAGCUGGUAGCUGAGCAGCACACGCCCAUCCCUCCGACCGACAAGGACUCUCAGCGCCUCAUCGUCGUCCUGUCAAACGCCAGCCUGGAGACUUACAAGGCCUCCCACGGCGGCACUGGUCGCAAUGGCGUCCAGCGCGAGGAGAAGUACUCGCUGCUCAACAGUGACGAGCACAUUGGAGUCAUGCGCAAGAUGAACCGCGACAUAAGUGACGCGCGCCCGGAUAUUACUCACCAGUGCCUCCUUACCCUACUCGACUCACCCAUCAACAAGGCCGGCAAGCUCCAGAUCUACAUCCACACCGCCAAGGGUGUCUUGAUUGAGGUCUCGCCCUCGGUCCGUAUCCCGCGUACCUUCAAGCGUUUUGCCGGUCUUAUGGUCCAGCUGUUGCACCGCCUGUCUAUUCGCUCGACCAACUCGCAGGAGAAGCUUCUGCGCGUUAUACAAAACCCCAUCACUGACCACUUGCCGCCCAACUGUCGCAAGGUCACCCUCAGUUUCGAGGCGCCUCUGGUCCAUGUCAGGGAUUACAUCGACACACUCGGCCCCAAGGAAAGCGUCUGCGUCUUUGUGGGUGCCAUGGCUAAAGGCGCCGACACCUUUGCCGACGGCUUGGUGGACGAGAAGAUUUCGAUUAGCAACUACAGCUUAUCCGCCAGCGUUGCUUGUAGUAAAUUCUGUCAUGCUGCCGAGGACUCCUGGGACAUUCAGUAGCCGUGUCAAGUACGUUUUUGUUACCGUUGAUCUACCCGGGCAACGAGGGUAAGCGGCAGAGGAAAAGACGUCAAAUAGCACGCAAGUGGUGGUCUCGAGGAGCAUGGAGCUACCUUGCGUCCAUCCACGAUCAAACCGAAAGCCUGGGGAGGCUAGGUAGCUUGUGGGCAUUACGAUGCAGCAUUGUAGCGCCCACUCGCACGCAUCCUUGUAAACCUGGGUCACCUGUACUUUGCGUUGUCGCUGUUUUUGCAACCAAAACUGGAGCGUCCAACCAAGGGUCCAAGACGCUUUUGUCGUCUAGGCGGCAACGAUUUGAACCUGGUCCAUUGUUCUCUUGUUUACCCCCGCCACAUUUGGAUUCUGGCUACUGUUGGCCAUAAGUACUGGUAGCAGUCUCGGUGUGCCUUGUUGCAUUCGGCGAGUGUCGUGCGUAGCAGGGAAGCCUCAUGCGAUAACUUUCUGCAUAAAACGAUUAAACGUGCAGAUAAUACGGGCUUGCGUAGGUUGGAAGGGGAAACGUCCAAGGUCGGAAACAGUGGCGGUGAAUGGCGGGAUUUUGCCAUGCUAUCGUGUUUUACUAUAUUGUUAGUUACUAUCACGGCCUGUAGUAAGUGCUAACCAGACUUGUGAAAUCAAACAUCUGCGAACGAGAAUGAACGCUUCACGCAAUGUGACAUUUCCUACAUGUGUCUGGGAGCAGACUUACGUGACGGGUGAGCCUCGGGCCAAGGGGAAAAGUCUGAGAAGGGGGUAAGUUGCGGUCGACUAUGGCGUUGCUUGGUUGAUGAAUCAAUCGACAGGUGGCUGGUUGCGGAAUG